Messenger RNA from Olea europaea var. sylvestris, 779 nucleotides. RefSeq names its product probable magnesium transporter NIPA6. Bases 149 to 436 code for a protein of 95 amino acids. The record is from RefSeq and is a predicted model, not a curated record. NCBI's taxonomy places the organism in Eukaryota, Viridiplantae, Streptophyta, Magnoliopsida, Lamiales, Oleaceae. Gene Ontology annotation, cellular component: membrane. Gene Ontology annotation, biological process: magnesium ion transport. Gene Ontology annotation, molecular function: magnesium ion transmembrane transporter activity. The transcript has 3 exons.
GUGCAGUAAAUCAUACUUGUGUUGUUUGUGUUCUUUUGGUGGUUUCAAAAUUCUGAAUUGAAUUUGAAGUCAAUUAAAUUAUCAUUUCUUUUAUUUCCAGGCUUUGGACACAUUUAACACCGCUGUAGUUUCGCCAAUCUAUUAUGCCAUGUUCACGUCGCUUACAAUUUUUGCCAGUGCCAUAAUGUUCAAGGAUUGGGUUGGUCAGAGUGCUAGCAACAUUGUUUCGGUUUUCUGUGGAUUUAUUACUGUACUUUCGGGUACCAUGGUUUUGCACAGUACAAGAGAUCCAGAAAAGACAGCGGGUGCAGAUUAUUCAGCACCACCUCAAAUAUCAUGGCGGGUCUAUGCAAAUGGCGAAAUAUGGAAACAAAAAGACAACGAUGAAUUACAACCUGAAUUUGUGGGAAUUAUUCGGCAAGAUCAUUUCAAGUAAGGUAACGGAACUUGGACAAUCUUGUCACUCGAAGCUAUCUUCUAAAUAUAGUCUUCCAAGAUUUUUUAUCAUGAACUUUAGGUUGAUCAGUGUAGGAGUUUCUAGUCUGUUUAUUGCCAAAUUUGCUUUUUAAGGAUAGGUCGGGGUACUUAUCGAUGGCAAUUGGUUUUAUUAUUUUUACUGAAAUAUAAGGGUGAUUAUUUUUUCACAUCCCAGGCUGGAGAGUAUCAGUAUGCACUAUUGUAUGAUAUUAAUUUGUUUUUGAAUCUACUCCAAAGGUAGAACCACAUUGUAUUUGUUUCUAUAAAUUAUGGCACAGAAAUGUUUAGAAUUGCUACUCUUA